GUAACGCCUUGGAAUAAUAGGGGAAUUUAAAGGAAAAUUUGACUAGUAAAUCGAUAUUUAUAUAUACACAUACAUAUACACUUUUUUUAUUUUAUUUUAUUUUACUUUGUUCAUUCGUUAAUCAAAUUAUGAAUAGUGUCUCACCUGUAUGGUAUUAUAUUCAAAGAAGAUCUACUAUGAAAUAUGAUAUAGAUGGAGAACAUGAUGUAGAUCAAAGUGUAAAUGAUCCCUUUUUCUUUCAAGAAUAAAAAAUAAAAUAACGAUUUAUAAUAGUGGAUGAAAGAAGUGAAAUCAGAAAGCAAAGGAAAGAUUUUACCUCGAUUUCAGUUAAGAAAUUGGUCUGGAGACGAUUUAAGGGCCUUUAUAUCUAAUGAACAAGAAGCAGAAGAAUUAGCUUUACAAAUCAAUAAACAAGUCGAAAAAUAUGCAUUUGAUGGUGUUGUUAUGGAAUGUGGAUUCCCUACAUUCUUUCAAGCCUUUUUAAUCAAAUUAUCUCAGCUUUUACAUCAACAAAACCGUCAAUUGAUUGUUGUUUUACCAGCUAUUCUAAUAGAAGAACAUAAAAGACUUAUAAAUGAUAAAUUAUUUGAUAUGAUGCUAAAUUACGUAGAUCGAUUUAGUUUAAUGACUUAUGAUUAUUCAAGCCAUAUCCCAAAUGGUGGCCCUGCUGCACCUAUUGAAUGGAUCAUGGAUAAUAUUGAAUAUUUAACUAAUUCAGAAAAUAGACAUAAAUUAUUAAUUGGUUUAAACAUGUAUGCCAUGUCUUAUUCACCUACAAGAUCACCGGAACCUUUAGUCAUGAAGACUAUAAUUGAAAAACUAAGUAAUGACAAUCGAGCCUAUGAAGAAUUUAAUUGGGAUAAAGAAAGUCAAGAAGCAUGGUUUAUUGACAUUGAUAAAGAAAAUGGUGAUAGACUAGGUACUAUUUGGUUACCAACAUUAAGGUCAAUUAGAAAUCGUCUUCGUUUAGCAAAAGAUUAUGGAGUUGGUGUAGCGCUUUGGGAAGUAGGUCAAGGUUUAGAUUAUUUCUUUGAUCUUUUUUGAUCUUUUUCUUCUUCUUCGGGAAUUAAAUGCAUGUAGUUGUACAAAAAUAAAAACCAAUAUCAUUAUACUUCUGUUGCAUAGCAAUCAG
Cokeromyces recurvatus is the source of this 1132-nucleotide messenger RNA. Its product is annotated as glycoside hydrolase superfamily. Bases 277 to 1044 code for a protein of 255 amino acids. Gene Ontology annotation, molecular function: chitin binding; oligosaccharide binding. The record is from RefSeq and is a predicted model, not a curated record. The transcript has 8 exons. Gene Ontology annotation, biological process: carbohydrate metabolic process. Gene Ontology annotation, cellular component: extracellular region. Lineage: Eukaryota; Fungi; Mucoromycota; Mucoromycetes; Mucorales; Mucoraceae.